Molecule: messenger RNA, 3587 nt
Organism: Paraphaeosphaeria sporulosa
Lineage: Eukaryota; Fungi; Ascomycota; Dothideomycetes; Pleosporales; Didymosphaeriaceae
Product: Aldo/keto reductase
Exons: 4
Coding region: 1-3216 (1071 amino acids)
Source: RefSeq, a predicted model, not a curated record
AUGCCUGAAGGUAUCUCAGACACCGCGUCGAAAACGCUACCUAAAAUGCAAUAUGCUCGACUCGGACGCUCUGGUAUGAAGGUGUCGCGCAUCAUCCUUGGUGGCAUGGCGUUUGGAAAACCCACAUGGGAAGGCUCGCCAUGGACGCUCGACGAAGAAGCCAGUAUGGAAGUCAUCAAACGCGCGUGGGAUCUCGGGAUCAAUACGUGGGAUACAGCCGACACAUACUCCAACGGCGAAAGCGAGCGCAUACUUGGAAAGUUCAUCAAAAAGCACAAUAUACCACGAUCGAAGGUGGUCAUCAUGACGAAGCUCUUCAACCCAGUCAUGGACGACGACAGCAGACCGGCACCUGCAGAUCCCUAUUCGCAAGAGCUGGUGAAUCAGAUGGGACUCAGUCGGAAGCACAUCUUCGACGCUGUCGAUGCGUCACUCGAGAGGCUGGGCACGUCAUACAUCGAUGUGCUGCAACUGCACCGCUUGGACCGCGAGACAGAACCUGAAGAGAUCAUGCGUGCGUUGCAUGAUGUAGUGAGCAUGGGCAAGGUCCGGUAUUUGGGUGGUUCAUCUAUGGCGACGUGGGAAUUUGCCCGCCUACAAUACACUGCGAAAAUGAACGGUUGGACGCCGUUCGCAUCGAUGCAGCCAUUCUACAACUUGCUCUACCGCGAAGAGGAGCGCGAGAUGAUUCCGUUUUGCAAAGCAGAGGGCGUUGGAAUCAUUCCCUGGUCACCGCUCGCACGCGGGCUUUUGGGCAAGCCUGUCGGCGCAACAAGUGCGCGGAAUGAAGCAGACAGCAAGACGAAGAAGUGGUUCGGCGACGCGAACUCGGAAAUCGUGAGUAGAGUAGAGGAGUUAAGUAUUAAGAAGGGGGUGAGCAUGGCGAGCGUGGCUACUGCGUGGGUGCUGCGGAAGGGCUGCAAUCCAAUCGUAGGGUUGACAAGUGUGCAGAGAGUAGAACAAAUUGUAGAAGCAUUCGAGGUCGACCUCAACGACGAGGACUUGAAUGUGAAUUUUGUGUGCGACAUGACAGAACUGGGGACGGUUCGGUCAGAAGUCCGACGAGUGCAAUGUACGGCUGUUGGCGGCAGCCGCUCUAGCCCACUGCCCCUCAAGCGGACACUUGAAUCACUACCGCCUCUUAAAUCAUCCUUGGAGGAGACGCGCUCCCAUACCCGCGCACAGAUUUGGUCCAAUCCGCAGAUACCGGUCCUGGUCGCGCUUGACGAUGAUCCUACAGGAACUCAAACGUGCCACGACAUUCCGGUCUUGACGACAUGGAGCGUUGAGGUACUCGCUCAAGAACUGGCCAACACAAAAGCCGGGUCGGGUUUCUUCAUCUUGACCAAUUCCCGCGCACUGCAUCCGCCAGCUGCUCGGGACUUGAUGAUCGAGAUUUGCACCAAUCUCAAAGCUGCGUCAGCAAAAGCUGGAAGGCCGUUUGAGAUAGUUCUCCGCGGUGACUCUACACUUCGAGGGCAUUUCCCAUUAGAGCCGGAGGCAGCUGAAGAGGUUCUUGGGCAAUCGGAUGCUUGGAUUCUAGCACCUUUCUUCCUGCAAGGAGGACGAUACACCAUUGACAACGUACAUUAUGUUGCCGAAGGGGAUGUGUUGGUCCCAGCGGGCGAGACCCCAUUCGCAAAAGAUGCGACCUUCGGGUAUAAAUCGAGUGACCUGCGAGAUUGGGUUGUUGAAAAAUCGAAGGGUGCAAUCUCGCGGGAACGCGUUCAAGGACUGAGUCUUUCCGACGCUCGAUCCGGUGGAGCAGACGCUAUCGCAGCCAAACUGAUGAAGGGGGCGAAAGGUACUGUGUUCAUCGUCAACGCAGCCGCUGAAGAAGAUAUGGACAUCAUUGUGCACGGCAUCCUCAGGGCUUCAGCGCAGGGGAAGAAGUUUCUGUUUCGCUCCGGCGCAGCAUUCGUCUCGGCGCGACUUGGCAUCUCUCCGAUCCCACCCAUCUCCGCUGAGCAGCUGGCCCUUGACGGAACAAAAGGCGGGCUGAUCAUCGCGGGAUCUUAUGUUCCCAAAACUACAGCGCAACUCAAGUACCUAAGGGAACAUUCAAGCGAUAAAUUGACCACCGUGGAAUUGGACGUCAACAAGCUUCUGGAAUCGCCGGAGAGCCGCGAGGAAGAGUUACAACGGGCACUGGCUACGGCGGAAAGCGAGCUACAGAAACCACAGGACGUGCUUGUUAUGACGAGCAGAAAGCUCAUCACGGGUGCAGACGAGCGUUCAUCACUCGAUAUUGGAUCUACAGUCGCAGCAGUUCUUGUGGCAUUUCUCACGAAGCUCAAGGCAACGCCUCGUUACAUUAUUGCAAAGGGUGGUAUUACGAGCUCAGACAUGGCAACCAAGGGUUUGGGUAUGAAGAGGGCAAUGAUUGUCGGCCAAGCUGCCGCUGGUGUGCCGCUUUGGAGGUGCGAUGAACCUAGUUCGAAGCAUCCCGGCCUGCCCUAUGUUGUGUUUCCUGGCAAUGUUCAUCUUCAAGAACAGCUUCCAGUCCUCCAUAGUCCAGCUCUUACCCCAGAAGCUGGGGUCGUCUUUCAGGUCCACUCGCUCCUCACUGCGGACGCGACUCACAACCUCGAUGUCGAAGUCGCAAGCUUCCGGGCCGUAGAAGGACAUGUUGCAAUCGCUGUUCCACUUCCAUCGUUGCACGUCGGUCCACUGUUCAGGAUCCAGGUCCACAUUGUCCAAGAAACUAGACAUGCAUUCCGUCGCCCGCUUCCAGCCUGCCUUGUACGCCGGCCCAGACCCGUUCUUGAUGUGCUUUGCAAACAUAGCAUCCGCAAUCCUGUCGUAUAUCCGCUGGCACGCCGCCGCAUCGUAGCCCUCUCCAACUGCAAAAUGCGGGCGCCCAUAGAACCAUAUCGCCAGGGUACCACCAGGUCGCAGGACCGUAACCCACGAAUGAAGAGCCUUGGCGUGGUCCAGAAGCGGCAUCGUCUCUCCUACCGCGACGAAAGCCGCGGAGCCAGGUUCGUGGGUCGAAUGCACGUCUUCAGCAGCGAAGCGCUCAAAGCGUAUCCUUCCGAGGGCAGCGCUCCCGAGCGAGCGCGCAAGGCGCUUUCGUGCAACGGCGAGGUGGCUCUCGUUCAGGUCGCUUGCGACGAUGGCGUCGAAGUGACCCGACAGAACGGCUGCCACUUGUCCUGGUCCGGUCCCGACGUCGUGGGCGGUCGAUUUGCCAGGAAGCGAUUGGCUCUGGUGUGAGCGGUGGUACUGCAGCAGUGAAGCGUAGAAGUCAUUCUGGGUAUAGUCUGGUCGCGCGGUCAGGUAGUCCUCCCAAUACUGGCUCCGCUCGAUCUCGGUGGUGAAGAAAUUCGAAGUGUCUUUUUUUGCACUCAUGGCGAGGGGUGUCUUUGGCUUCGAGGAAGCGUGGGGAGUUCGGUAGGUGCCAUGUUGACUCUUCGGCAGUGGGUGCGCUUGCCCCAAACCAAUCCAUGCAGGAUGGUCCACGUAAGACCGCUUACCGAGUAUGGCCGUAAGUCAAGCCUGACACACGCUCGGUGGCAGGGACAUUCAAGCAUGUGUGGAACGCUCAAUGCAUACGAAGGUCCGGGCCAGCCAGAUUCGCUCACAAC